AGGCAUCAUCGGUUAUGCCCCGUAUGUGAACAAGAUCGUCGAGCAGUGGAACCUUCACGAGAACGAUGACGAUCAGCUAUUCUACACAAAAAUAUACCUGGACCCUUUGCAGAGGGUGAGUAAUGGUCCUGUGUGACUUAGUUGGUAGGAGUGUGGCGCUAAUGUAAGCACUCACGGUACUGUAAAUCAUCUGCGAAAUAAAACCUACCCUUUACAGUUAUAUACCUGGACCCUUUACAUAGGGUACGUUAUAUACCUUUUUAGCAGACGCUCUUAUCCAGAGCGACUUACAGGAGCAAUUUAGGGUUAAGUGCCUUGCUCAAGGGCACAUCGACAGAUUUUUCACCUAGUCGGCUCGGGGAUUAGAACCAGCGACCUUUCGGUUACUGGCACAACGCACAUAUCCUCAUAAAACACCUGAAAACAAACAAAAAUAUUACAAAUUAACAGGCUGGACAAUUACAUUUUCUGAAAAGUACUCUUUCAUUUUUCUGUUCUGUUGUCUCUGUGUUUUCAGGAGACAUUGAACAUUGGCUUGGACCACAAGUCUCAGAUUUUCCAGAAUUUAAAUGGAGCAAUAGGUGAGUUACCACAGAAGAAGCCCUGAUUACUGUAAACUCUCAGAUUAACAUUUCACAGAAGAUGCCCUGAUUACUGUAAACUCUCAGAUUAACAUUUCACAGAAGAAGCCCUGAUUACUGUAAACUCUCAGAUUAACAUUUCACAGAAGAAGCCCUGAUUACUGUAAACUCUCAGAUUAACAUUUCACAGAAGAUGCCCUGAUUACUGUAAACUCUUAGAUUAACAUUUCUGAAAUAUAUAUUUUGUCUUUUAAUAACCCCCUAAGGUCGAUGUCAUCAGGACUUUGAGUAAUCUGAUAAGUAAAAAUAAAUAAAUCGAUGUCCAAGCCCCAGCGGAAAUCAAAUUAGCAUAAUAAAAAUAUCCCCUAUAAAAAUCCAUCAGUUUAAGAUAGAGAUAUCCACCGCAUCCACCUAUGUCAGAGCUAAAGCAGUGUUUGUCAGACCAUGAGACAUCCUGAAAAUCGGUCUUCUCACUAAAUCGCCUUUAGCAUCCGAACGGUUUCGCCUAAACACUAAACACUCUGAAGGUAAUUGGUUGCACCAGAUCUUAUUUAGGGGCUUCAAAGCAAAGGGGGUGAAUACAUAUGCACGCACCACUUUCCUGUUAUUUAUUUUUUAGAAUUUCUUUUAACAAGUUAUUUUUUUAAUUUCACUUCACCAAUUUGAACUAUUCUGUGUAUGUCCAUUACAUGAAAUCCAAAUAAAAAUCAAUUUAAAUGACAGGUUGUAAUGCAACAAAAUAGGAAAAAUGUCAAGGGGGAUGAAUACUUUUGGAAGGCACUGUAUUCCAGGCAUUUAGAUAUAAAUUCCAGUCGUACUUUAUCAAAAGUCAGCUAUGAAUACCAGGCCUGGUUUCCCAGAUUUUUCAUAGUGUUCUAUUGUUUCCAAUACUUAUCUUGUACUAUGUAAAAAACCUGUCUGAUUAGGAUGAAUAAUAUCGACAAUACCUUUUUAAUUCUAUACAUUUUGAUAGAAUUUUUGCAUGACAACACUGAAGUGUAAGGGGCCUACAAUUUUUUUAAUGGACUGGAUCUUUAUAUUUAUCUCUUGGUUCCUGUUUCAGUAAUAAUGAAAUCAGACCUUCUUGUUGAGUAUCUGAUAAUCAACCAUUUUUAUAGGAGUGUUCAAAACAUGCUAAUAACGGUAAUCUGAGAACAUCAAAAAAGGUUUGGUAUACCUCCACUGGUAUGCCAUCCAGCCCUGGAGUUUUCCAGGACUUAAAGGCUUUAAUUGCAUCAAGAAGUUCCUCUGUAGUCUUUCUGUACGGCUGUUAAUUUUACAUGAUUAAUAGAAAUAAAUCCAUACAAUUAACUUCAGUUAGUGGAGGAGUCUGAAACGAAAAAAUAUACUUAAAGUAUAUGGAGAUUGUUUAAUGGGGUUAAAUGUUUCCUGAUCUUUCUUAUAACGCUCAGAUAUAGGAGAAGACACUUCAGAACAAACUUCCUUUUGAUAUUUUUUGGGAAUACAGUGGGGAAAAAAAGUAUUUAGUCAGCCACCAAUUGUGCAAGUUCUCCCACUUAAAAAGUUGAGAGAGGCCUGUAAUUUUCAUCAUAGGUACACGUCAACUAUGACAGACAAAAUGAAGAAAAAAAAUCCAGAAAGUCACAUUGUAGGAUUUUUAAUGAAUUUAUUUGCAAAUUAUGGUGGAAAAUAAGUAUUUGGUCAAUAACAAAAGUUUUUCAAUACUUUGUUAUAUACCCUUUGUUGGCAAUGACACAGGUCAAACAUUUUCUGUAAGUCAUCACAAGGUUUUCACACACUGUUGCUGGUAUUUUGGCCCAUUCCUCCAUGCAGAUCUCCUCUAGAGCAGUGAUGUUUUGGGGCUGUCGCUGGGCAACACGGACUUUCAACUCCCUCCAAAGAUUUUCUAUGGGGUUGAGAUCUGGAGACUGGCUAGGCCACUCCAGGACCUUGAAAUGCUUCUUACGAAGCCACUCCUUCGUUGCCCGGGCGGUGUGUUUGGGAUCAUUGUCAUGCUGAAAGACCCAGCCACGUUUCAUGUUCAAUGCCCUUGCUGAUGGAAGGAGGUUUUCACUAAAAAUCUCACGAUACAUGGCCCCAUUCAUUCUUUCCUUUACACGGAUCAGUCGUCCUGGUCCCUUUGCAGAAAAACAGCCCCAAAGCAUGAUGUUUCCACCCCCAUGCUUCACAGUAGGUAUGGUGUUCUUUGGAUGCAACUCAGCAUUCUUUGUCCUCCAAACACGACGAGUUGAGUUUUUACCAAAAAGUUCUAUUUUGGUUUCAUCUGACCAUAUGACAUUCUGCCCAAUCCUCUUCUGGAUCAUCCAAAUGCAUUCUAGCAAACUUCAGACGGGCCUGGACAUGUACUGGCUUAAGCAGGGGGACACGUCUGGCACUGCGUAGUGUGUUACUGAUGGUAGGCUUUGUUACUUUGGUCCCAGCUCUCUGCAGGUCAUUCACUAGGUCCCCCCGUGUGGUUCUGGGAUUUUUGCUCACCGUUCUUGUGAUCAUUUUGACCCCACGGGGUGAGAUCUUGCGUGGAGCCCCAGAUCGAGGGAGAUUAUCAGUGGUCUUGUAUGUCUUCCAUUUCCUAAUAAUUGCUCCCACAGUUGAUUUCUUCAAACCAAGCUGCUUACCUAUUGCAGAUUCAAUCUUCCCAGCCUGGUGCAGGUCUAGAAUUUUGUUUCUGGUGUCCUUUGACAGCUCUUUGGUCUUGGCCAUAGUGGAGUUUGGAGUGUGACUGUUUGAGGUUGUGGGCAGGUGUCUUUUAUACUGAUAACAAGUUCAAACAGGUGCCAUUAAUACAGGUAACGAGUGGAGGACAGAGGAGCCUCUUAAAGAAGAAGUUACAAGUCUGUGAGAGCCAGGAAUCUUGCUUGUUUGUAGGUGACCAAAUACUUAUUUUCCACCAUAAUUUGCAAAUAAAUUCAUUAAAAAUCCUACAAUGUAAUUUUCCGCAUUUUUUUUUCUCAAUUUGUCUGUCAUAGUUGACGUGUACCUAUGAUGAAAAUGACAGGCCUCUCUCAUCUUUUUAAGUGGGAGAACUUGCACAAUUGGUGGCUGACUAAAUACUUUUUUUCCCCACUGUAUCUGUUCCAUGUAGUGAAUCUGUUAUUCAAUGUUUUUGAAUGGGCUAAUAGCAGUAAGGCCAAAAACACAUUUUCACCAAAUAUAUAUCAAUUUUUUUUAAUACUUAAUAUUCUAAAUCAAAUAGCUAAAUGAUCAUUAAAACAAUUCCAUGUAUUUUAGUAGAACCCCCUACCCCGGCAUAGACAGUUUAGACUCUAAUGGGUUUUAAACUAAUCUCAAACUGCUCUUUCUUAUAUCCAACACUGGCUGAUUAAAAUGAAACUCUUGAAGUGUUUAUAGCUGUUGGAAUUGUACUAAUCUGUAAAAAGCAACUCAAGCAUUUUCAGAGAAAUUUAAUUUACAGCUACUGAGUUCUGUAUCAGUCUGUUUUGCCAAAGAGCCACAGAGCCCAGACAGAGCCCAGACAGAGCCCGGACAGAGCCCAGACAGAGCCUUGUGACAGCCAGAGAGGGUUAGGGUUGCAAAAUUCUGGUAACUUUCCCAAAAUUCCCAGGUUUUCCAGAAAUCCUGUUUGGAAGAUUCCCAUAAUCAGAAGGGAAUACACAGGAAAUCCAGAGUCUUCCAACCAGGAUUUCUGGAAAACCUGGGAAGUUUUUGAAAGUUAGCAUCAUUUUGCUACCCUCAUUGGGUUUAGAUAAGACAACAGGGUACAGCAUGCUGGCCCUGGACUAUUCUAAACCCUGUUGUACUUCUGUUCUUUUCUCUCUCACUGCAGACGAAGUUCUCUUGAAGUUUGGAACGGAGAGAGUCCGAGUGAGAAACACUGUGUACGACACCCUGCCAGUGGUCGUCCAUGGCAACGCAAACACCAAAGUGAGUAAGACAAUAUUAACAUUUCCAACAUGCCGGAACCAUCCCCGGCAAUAACCACUUUCCUGGUGUCUGGGUACAGAUCCAUGAUGCCCCCAGUUCAGAACCAGUUACCAUCUCUGUUUCUGGAGAAAACAAAACCAGCCUUGUUGAAUUAGCCUUGUUGUUGAAUUAUGUCAGUGUUUCACAUUUGUUAAUUAUAAUAACAAAGGCAUUCCUCUAGAUCUGCCUGGAAGGCAGGCUUUCAGGCCGACUUUCUGAGCUUCCUGUCCAAAUAGGCCUCAUAUAAUAAAAGAAAAAGGCUUAGUUUAAAACAGUAUAAAACUCCCUGAAAUUGUGAGAAAUUGCCAAGGUCUUCUAUGAAAACAAGCUGUGUACUGACAGAUCUCUAGAGGCAGGGAUUCUGCAGAAUUGUUGUUACGAGAUUCUCUCCAAGCCAAUAGAUGACGCUGCUGUUAUGUGUAUCUGAGUGUGAUACUAGAUAGUACUAGUUAGCCGAGUUAGGAAUUACUUACUAUGCACUGAAUGGAGCUGUAUGCUACAGAGUGAUGCUGAAGUAAAUACUUUCUAAUCAACAUUACCUUGCUCUUAUUAUAGAAUAAACACCAUACAAAACAUAUGUGAGGGGGAACGUUAUGGGGUUCUUUAGAAUCUGUAUGGGGGGAACUUCUCUGGAAUCCAGCUGGUCAUUGUGUGGAGGAGUAAGGUCUGGCCAACAUUUGGUAACAUCCCUCCUCCUCACUCCCUGGUGCCCUUUCCCCCUCACUCCCCUCAUUACUUCCAUCUCUCACUAUACCCCCUCCCUCCCUCCCUCCCUCGAUCCCUACCAACCCCCCCCUCCCUCCCUCCCUCCCUCGAUCCCUACCAACCCCCCCCCCUCCCCUCAUCCCCUACCAACCCCUCCCUCCCCCCGAUCCCUCCCCCCCCCCUCCCCCCUCCCUCUCCCUACCCCCCCCUCCCUCCCUCCUCGUCCCUCCAAACCCCCCCUCCCUCCCUCCCUCCACCCCUCCCUCCCUCCCUCAUCCCUCCCCCCCCUCCCUCUCCCCCCCCCCCCCCCUCCCCCCCCCCGUCCCCCCAACCCUCCCCUCCCUCCCUCUCCCCCCCCCCCCUCCCUCCCCAAACCAACCCCCCCCCCCCCCCUCCCUCCCCCCCCCUCAUCCCACCCCCCUCCCUCGUCCCCCCAACCCCUUCCCUCUCCCCCACCCACCCCCCUGUCCCUCCAACCCUCCCCCCUCGUCCCCCCACCCCCCCCCCCCUUUCCCCCCCAACCCCCUCCCUCUUCCCCCACCCCCCUGCCCCCCAACCCCCCUUCCCUCCCCCCCCCCCCUCCCUGAUCCCUACCAACCCCCCCCCCGCCCCCCCAACCCCUCCCUCCCCCCCCCCCCCCUCCCCCUCCCUCCCCCCCCCGAUCCCCCCCCCUCCCAUCCCCCCCCCCCCCUCCCCUCCCCGUCCUCCACCCCCCCGCGAUUCCUCCCCCCCCCCCCGAUCCCCUACCCCCCCCCCCCUUGGCCUUUACCCCCCCCCCCCUCCCUCGCCCUCCCCCCCCCGUGAUCCCCUCCCCCCCCCUCCCCACUCCCCACCCAAAACCCCCCUCUUCCUCCCCCCUCCCUCUCCCUCCCCCCCCCCCUCCCCCCCCUACCAACCCCCCCUCUCCCCCCCCCAACCCCCGGGUCCCUCCCCCCCCCCCCCCCUCAUCCCUCCAACCCUCCCUGAACCCUCCCCCCCUCCCUUCCACCAACCCCCUCCCUCGAUCCCUCCCCCCCCCCUCCUUUUCCCUACCAACCCGGGCCCUUUCCCCCCCCCCCCCCAAUUUCCUUCUCCCAUCCCCCCCCCCCCCCCCGACCCUCCAACCCCUCCCCCCCCCCUCCCUGUCCCUACCAACCCCCCCCCCCCUCAUCCCUCCCCCCCCCCAACCCCCCUCCCUCGAUCCCUACCCCCCCCCUCCCUCCCUCUCCCCCCCCCAUCCCUCCCUCCCUCCCCCCAACCCCCCCCUCCCCCUUCCCUCCCCAUCCCUACCCCCCCCCCUCCCCCUCUCCCCCCCCAAACCCCCCCUUCGAUCCCCCCCAACCCCUCCCCAUCCCUCCCCCCUCCCCCCCUCCCCUGUCCCUCCAACCCCCCCGCGUUCCCACACCAAAACCCCCCCCUCUUCCCUCCCCACCCCUUCCCCCCGAUCCCUCCCCCCCCCCCCUCCCCGAAUCCCUCAACCCCCCCCGCCCCCCCCCUCCCUCCAACCCCCCCCCCUCCGUCCCGAAUCCCUACCAACCCCUCCCUCCUUUUCCCCCCCCCAACCCCCCCAUCCCUCCCCCCUUUUCCCGCCCUCUCCCUCCACCCCCUCCCUCGAUCCCCACCCCCCCCCCCCAUCCCCCUCCCUCCCUCGAUCCCCCCCCCUCCCCGUCCCUCCCCCAACCCUCCCUCCCUCCCCAUCCCUACCACCCAAACCCCCCCGUCAUUCCACCAACCCCCCCCCUCGAUCCCUACCCCCCCCCUCCUCAUCCCCACCAACCCCCCCCCCCUCAUCCCCCACCAACCCUCCCUCAUCCCUACCCCCCCCCCCUCCCUCCCCCUCCCCAACCCCCUCCCUUUUCCCCCACCCCCCCCUCCCCUCCUCCCUCCUCCCCCCCCUCUCCCUCCCCCCCUCCCUCGAUCCCACCCCCCCUCCCUCGCCCCCCCAUCCCCCCCCUGUCCCCCCCCAACCCCUCCCUCCCCACCCCCCCCCUCCCUCCCUCGUCCCUCCAAACCCCCCCUCGUUCCUACCAAAACCCCCCCCCCCCAUCCCUCCCCACCCCCCCCCCCCGUCCUCCAACCCCCCCCCUCCCCUCCCUAACCCUCCCUCCCCUACCCCCCCCCCUUUCUCCCCCCAACCCCCCCCCCCCUCGUCCUACCAACCCCUCCCUCGUCCCCCCCCCCCUCCCCCAAACCCUCCAACCCCUCCCUCGUCCCCCCCCCCCUCCCUCUCCCUCCAAACCCCCCCCUCCAUCCCCCCCCAACCCCCCCCCCGGGGGGGGUUUUUAAACAAAGGGGUUUUAUCCCGGGGGGGGUUUUAACAUUGGGUCAAAAUUUUCUUUUGGAAUCAAAAGGGGUUUGUGAAAUUAAAAUAGGGGGGUUUUAAAACUGUUACCAAUUUCCCCCUUAACCCUCCACCUCCCUGGGUUCCUUCCCCCCUCGAUUCAAAACCCCUCCCUUCCCCCCACAUUGUUUUGUUGGGUUUUAUUCCCUACUUUAGGAUUUAUUUAAAAAAUUUUACUCCUCCCUUACCACCCACCCUCUUGUUUUUUCCUUUUCCCCCUCCCUGGGGUGGAGUCGGGAGAGGUUGUGUUUAAUUUAAGUGUAAACCCCAAGGUUGGGAAUGUCAAAAGGGGUUUUUAGAGGAAGGAGGGGUGGUAGGUUUUUUUUUAGGGAGGAAGGGGGAAGGGGAAAAGGGUUUAUUUUCUUUUUUGGGGAGGAGAAUCCCUGGCUUCCACUAAUCACAACCACAAACACACGCCUCACACAGAGUUAACCUCCAACAGCUCUAUCAUGUAUUAGUUGCCAGAGAAUCUGUUGUUUGUUUAGCCAAGACAUGAAUCCAAACACUAAUAUGGUUGUUAAAUUGUUUCCAGUGUGUGCGUGUGCUAUGGGGAUAUCUUUGAUUGCAUCACAUAAAGUAUAUUUUUAUUCUGAUGAAUUACUAUGGGUCCAAACUGAUGUCCAUUUCUGUCUCAGAUCACUUAGAAACUAGUAAGUAGGGGAACACACUUCUCUUAGGGAGAGUGUGGCGCAGUGGCGCCGAGUGGCGCAGUGGUCUAAGGCACUGCAUCGCAGUGCUAGCUGUGCCACUAGAGAUCCUGGUUCGAAUCCAGCCUCUGUCGUAGCCGGGCUGCGACCGGGAGACCCAUGGGGCGGCGCACAAUUGGCCCAGCGUCGUCCAGGGUAGGGGAGGGAAUGGCCGGCAGGGAUGUAGCUCAGUUGGUAGAGCAUGGCGUUUGCAACGCCAGGGUUGUGGGUUCGAUUCCCACGGGGGGCCAGUAUGAAAAAAAUUAAAAUUAUGUAUGCACUUACUAACUGUAAGUCGCUCUGUAUAAGAGUGUCUUGCUAAAUGACAAAAAAAAAAAAAAAAGAGUGUAUUAAACUUUAGCACCUGUAAAAUUACACUGCAGCUAAAUUCUGGGCAGUGACUUCAGACAGGGAGAAUAAUUACAGGCCAUUUAGUCAGUGUAGAUUUGAGAGGAAAUGUUUAUUGUGCGCUGGCCUUUAAUCGUCUAAUCUGAACUGUCCAGACUGACCAUCCCACUAGGGUGAGUCCUACAUUGCGCCCCAUCAAAAGUAGUGCACUGUAUAGGGAAUAGGGUGCCAUUCUCUGGUCUAAAGUAGUGCACUAUAUAGGGAAUAGGGUGUCAUUUGGAAACCACUGACCAGCCCUGUUGUGAAUCACCAGGACACAUGGACCAAACGCCAGCAUGGAAUAUACUUCUCAUCGGAUUAAAUCAUCUUCUAUUUGUAAUAUAAAGGAUAAUUAAACUUGAAAAUAACCAUGUUGUUUCUUUGAUAUUUCAUAUGAGGAUCUAUUUGUUCUUUGUUUCCUCCAGAUGUAUUUGAACUAUCUGGGAAACUACAUCCCCAACGCCUGGAAUUACGAGAGAGGCUGUGCCGUCUGUGACCACAACAUGGUGGAUUUGUCUCAGCUCAAAGUGAGUUAAUCUGACCAAGCCUGAGAUUUCCUCCUCCUCCUUCCUCCUCUCCUCUCCUCUCCUCUCCUCUCCUCUCCUCUCCUCUCCUCUCCUCUCCUCUCUUCUCUUCUCUUCUCUUCUCUUCCUUCUCUUCUCUUCUCUUCUCUUCUCUUCUCUUCUCUUCUCUUCUCUUCUCUUCUUCUCUUCUUUCUCUUCUCUUCUCUCUCUUCUCUUCUCUUCUCUUCUCUUCUCUUCUCUUCCUUCUCUUUCCUCUCCUCUCCUCUCCUCUCUCCUCUCUGGAUUGAGGUCGGGAGAUUGUGGAGGCCAGGUCAUCUGAUGCAGCACUCCAUCACUCUCCUUCUUGGUAAAAUAGCCCUUACACAGCCUGGAGGUGUGUUGGGUCAUUGUCCUGUUGAAAAACAAAUGAUAGUCCCACUAAGCCCAAACCAGAUGGGAUGGCGUAUCGCUGCAGAAUGCUGUGGUAGCCAUGCUGGUUAAGUGUGCCUUGAAUUCUAAAUAAAUCACAGAUAGUGUCACCAGCAAAGCACCCCCACACCAUAACACCUCCUCCUCCAUGCUUUACGGUGGGAAAUACACAUGCGGAGAUCAUCCGUUCUCCCACACCGCAUCUCACAAAGACACGGCUGUUGGAACAAAAAUUCUCCAGACCAAAGGUCACAUUUCCACCUGUCUAAUGUCCAUUGCUCGUGUUACUUGGCCCAAGCAGGUCUCUUCUUCUUAUUGGUGUCUUUUAUUGGUGGUUUCUUUGCAGCAAUUCGACCAGGAAGGCCUGAUUAACACAGUCCCCUCUGAACAGUUGAUGUUGAGAUGUGUCUGUGACUUGAACUCUGUGAAGCAUUUAUUUGGGCUGCAAUUUCUGAGGCUGGUAACUCUAAUGAACUUAUCCUCUGCAGCAGAGGUAACUCUUUUUAUUUAUUUUUUAUUUCACAUUUAUUUAACCAGGUAAGCCAGUUGAGAACAAGUUCUCAUUUACAACUGCGACCUGGCCAAGAUAAAGCAAAGCAGUGCGAUAAAAACAACAACACAGAGUUACAUAUUGACUGACAUUCAUGUCUUAAAGUCAUGAUGGACUGUUGUUUCUCUUUGCUUAUUUGAGCUGUUCUUGUCAUAAUAUGGACUUGGUCUUUUACCAAAUAGGGCUAUCUUCUGUAUACCACCCCUACCUUGUCACAACACAACUGAUUGGCUCAAACGCAUUAAGGAAGGAAAGAAAAUCCACAAAUUAACUUUUAAGAAGGCCACCUGUUAAUUGAAAUGCAUUCCAGGUGACUACCUCAUGAAGCUGGUUGAGAGAAUGCCAAGAGUGUGUAAAGCUGUCAUCAAGGCAACGGGUGGCUAUUUGAAGAAUCUCACAUAUUAAAAGCACUUUUUUUGGGUUACUACAUGAUUCCAUAUGUGUUAUUUCAUAGUUUUGAUGUCUUCAAUAUUAUUCUACAAUGUAAAAAAUUGUAGAAAUAAAGAAAACCCCUUUUAAUGAGUAGGUGUGUCCAAACUUUGGACUGGUAGUGUAUGUUAUUCAAUCAUUUAAUCUAAGCUGCUUGCGCGCGUCAACGAGCAUCUGCGUAGCCAGGGGCUAAAAUAGAACUUGGUUCUAUUUUUGACGCAUGACGCAUGCAAGUCCCGCCCUCUCCCGUCUCCUCAUUGUUUUUUAGGAGCUUAUACCCACGUGGGUGAUUAAAAGAUGAACAAGGGCCACACUCCAGCCCAGUUGGUGGUGGUAAUGCACCUUAAAGUUGGUUGCCAAACGACAUAUAAAGUCUACUACUGCUGCUGAUACUAACAUUUUAACAUUUUAGUCAUUUACCAGACGCUCUUAUCCAGAGCGACUUAAAGUUAGUGAGUGCAUACAUUAUUUGUUUGUUUUAAAAAAAAUCAUACCAGCCCCCCGUGGGAAUCGAACCCACAACCCUGGCGUUGCAAACGCCAUGCUCUACCAACUGAGCUACAUCCCUGCCGGCCAUUCCCUCCCCAACCCUGGACGACGCUGGGCCAAUUGUGCUCCGCCCCAUGGGUCUACUGCUACUGAACUAGGAGAGAUUACUAGAAACUAUUAGUUUCCCCUUUUUAUAUGUGGAUUAAAUGACGUAGUAGAGAACACACGAUUUUGUGCGACUCAAAAUGGGUCAAAAUUCUACAAGUAUCCAGAAAAAAAGGACCUUGUACAUUUCAGGUAAAAUAACAACCCUAUGUUUAUAUCCCAGGACAAAUGUAGCUAGCAACAGCAAGCUAGCUAGCUAGCUGAAUGUCCAUGAAUGUUUUAUGCGUUUCGACCUGUCCCCAAAUUUGUAUAGUUGGUUCAGAAUUGGUUUUGAUAUUUCAACCUGCUUGUAUGGAUCGCGUCUGGUGUGGAUGUGCCCGGUCUACACAGCAUGUAACCCUCCCAGUCCAAUAAUAACAGCCUGUGAGCCCUGUGUCCCUGCAGACCAUUAUUAAAAGAGCACUCUAGGAAGAGGAAGCAGAGAGCGGCUGUGGUGCAGGAAAUGGCUUUUGGGUUUUCACUGAGCUUCACUUAAAGGGGUGUCACUGUCAACCAGUCCUCUUUUUGGUGGCUUGUAUCCACCAGGGUAAAUGACGGCAGUUAGCAGAAAAAAAUGUCACAAAGUUCAGCCAAGGCUUGCAAUGUAGGAACAGACAUAUCAGCGGCUGGAGUAAGAACUGUCUCUAUAGACAUAUCAGUGACAGCAGUAAGAACGGUCUGUCUGUCUGUCUGUCUGUCUGUCUGUCUGUCUGUCAGUUCAUGUGAGGAUUGAAAACAAAAACAUUUGGAUGGUAAAACAGAAUAUAUGAUCAAGUCAGUGGAGGCUGCUGAGGGGAGGACGGCUCAUAAUAUUGUCUGGAAUGGAGCCAAUGGAAUGGUAUCAUGCAUAUGGUUUCCAUGUGGUUGAUGCCAUUCCAUUGACUCCAUUCCAGCCAUUACUAUGAGCCGUCCUCCCCUCAGCAGCCUCCACUGGAUCAAGUACAUGAAGAUCUUUACACCACACUUACACUACAACAUAUACUGAAUACUGACGUCUACAGAGAACCUCUCUUCGCAUGCAGAGACUGUACUGUGAGGUAUAUGAAUGGGAUGGAUUCACUAUAUUUAACUAGAUCUGGAGUUAACUCAAUACAAAACCAACCACACUGUAUAAAAGAGAUCUUUGUGAGAAUGUCUAGAAGAUGUACUCAAUGAACCCUCUUCUACCAGACUACCACUAAAUACAAGGAAUGGGCACGUCCUCAGAAAGCCUGCCUCUCUUCCGGGCAGGGUAUUGGAAGCUGAGUGUGAGAGGAGAGUCUGAGACAUUUCUCACUGCUGUGCUAUUCAGAAAAAUACUUACUGGACUCUAUAUCUGAGUUUAGAGUCAGACUUACUGGACUCUAUAUCUGGUCCUCUGUAGAUCAAUUGGUAGAGCAUGGCGCUUGUAACGCCAAGGUAGUGGGUUCGAUCCCCGGGACCACCCCUACGCACAUGACUGUAAGUCACUUUGGAUAAAAGCGUCUGCUAAAUGGCAUAUUAUUAUUAUUAUUAUUAUUAUUAUUAUUAUUAUUAUUAUUAUUAUUAUUAUUAUUAUUAUUAUUAUUAUUAUUAUCUGAGUUUAGAGUCAGACUUACUGGACUAUAUUAGUCCAGGUGGAGGAAGUUCAGACUUACUGGACUCUAUUAGUCCAGGUGGAGGAAGUUCAGACUUACUGGACUCUAUUAGUCCAGGUGGAGGAAGUUCAGACUUACUGGACUCUAUUAGUCCAGGUGGAGGAAGUUCAGACUUACUGGACUCUAUUAGUCCAGGUGGAGGAAGUUCAGACUUACUGGACUCUAUUAGUCCAGAUGGAGGAAGUUCAGACUUACUGGACUCUAUUAGUCCAGGUGGAGGAAGUUCAGACUUACUGGACUCUAUUAGUCCAGGUGGAGGAAGUUCAGACUUACUGGACUCUAUUAGUCCAGAUGGAGGAAGUUCAGACUUACUGGACUCUAUUAGUCCAGGUGGAGGAAGUUCAGUCUUACUGGACUCUAUUAGUCCGGGUGGAGGAAGUUCAGACUUACUGGACUCUAUUAGUCCAGAUGGAGGAAGUUCAGUCUUACUGGACUCUAUUAGUCCAGGUGGAGGAAGUUCAGACUUACUGGACUCUAUUAGUCCAGGUGGAGGAAGUUCUGACUUACUGGACUCUAUUAGUCCGGAUGGAGGAAGUUCAGACUUACUGGACUCUAUUAGUCCAGGUGAAGGAAGUUCAGACUUACUGGACUCUAUUAGUCCAGGUGGAGGAAGUUCAGACUUACUGGACUAUAUUAGUCCAGAUGGAGGAAGUUCAGACUUACUGGACUCUAUUAGUCCAGGUGGAGGAAGUUCAGACUUACUGGACUCUAUUAGUCCAGGUGGAGGAAGUUCAGACUUACUGGACUCUAUUAGUCCAGAUGGCGGAAGUUCAGACUUACUGGACUCUAUUAGUCCAGGUGGAGGAAGUUCACACUUACUGGACUCUAUUAGUCCAGGUGGAGGAAGUUCAGACUUACUUGACUCUAUUAGUCCAGAUGGAGGAAGUUCUGACUUACUGGACUAUAUUAGUCCAGGUGGAGGAAGUUCAGACUUACUGGACUCUAUUAGUCCAGAUGGAGGAAGUUCUGACUUACUGGACUCUAUUAGUCCAGAUGGAGGAAGUUCAGACUUACUGGACUCUAUUAGUCCAGAUGGAGGAAGUUCAGACUUACUGGACUAUAUUAGUCCAGAUGGAGGAAGUUCAGACUUACUGGACUCUAUUAGUCCAGAUGGAGGAAGUUCAGACGUACUUGACUAUAUUAUUCCAGGUGGAGGAAGUUCAGACUUACUGGACUCUAUUAGUCCAGGUGGAAGAAGUUCAGACUUACUGGACUAUAUUAGUCCAGGUGGAGAAAGUUCAGACUUACUGGACUCUAUUAGUCCAGGUGGAGGAAUCUCAUACUUACUGGAUUAUAUUAGUCCAGGUGGAGGAAGUUCAGACUUACUGGACUCUAUUAGUCCAGGUGGAAGAAGUUCAGACUUACUGGACUAUAUUAGUCCAGGUGGAGAAAGUUCAGACUUACUGGACUCUAUUAGUCCAGGUGGAGGAAGUUCAGACUUACUGGACUCUAUUAGUCCAGGUGGAGGAAGUUCAGACUUACUGGACUCUAUUAGUCCAGGUGGAGGAAGUUCAGACUUACUGGACUCUAUUAGUCCAGGUGGAGGAAGUUCAGACUUACUGGACUCUAUUAGUCCGGGUGGAGGAAGUUCAGACUUACUGGACUCUAUUAGUCCGGGUGGAGGAAGUUCAGACUUACUGGACUCUAUUAGUCCAGGUGGAGGAAGUUCAGACUUACUGGACUCUAUUAGUCCAGGUGGAGGAAGUUCUGACUUACUGGACUCUAUUAGUCCAGGUGGAGGAAGUUCAGACUUACUGGACUCUAUUAGUCCAGGUGGAGGAAGUUCAGACUUACUGGACUCUAUUAGUCCGGGUGGAGGAAGUUCAGACUUACUGGACUCUUAUUAGUCCAGAUGGAGGAAGUUCAGACUUACUGGACUCUAUUAGUCCAGGUGGAGGAAGUUCAGACUUACUGGACUCUAUUAGUCCGGAUGGAAGAAGUUCAGACUUACUGGACUCUAUUAGUCCAGGUGGAGGAAGGUCAGACUUACUGGACUCUAUUAGUCCAGGUGGAGGAAGUUCAGACUUACUGGACUCUAUUAGUCCAGGUGGAGGAAGUUCAGACUUACUGGACUCUAUUAGUCCGGGUGGAGGAAGUUCAGACUUACUGGACUCUAUUAGUCCAGAUGGAGGAAGUUCAGACUUACUGGACUCUAUUAGUCCGGGUGGAGGAAGUUCAGACUUACUGGACUCUAUUAGUCCAGGUGGAGGAAGUUCAGACUUACUGGACUCUAUUAGUCCAGGUGGAGGAAGUUCAGACUUACUGGACUCUAUUAGUCCAGAUGGAGGAAGUUCAGACUUACUGGACUCUAUUAGUCCAGAUGGAGGAAGUUCAGACUUACUGGACUCUAUUAGUCCAGGUGGAGGAAGUUCAGACUUUCUGGACUCUAUUAGUCCAGAUGGAGGAAGUUCAGACUUACUGGACUCUAUUAGUCCAGGUGGAGGAAGUUCAGACUUACUGGACUCUAUUAAUCCAGGUGGAGGAAGUUCAGACUUACUGGACUCUAUUAGUCCAGAUGGAGGAAGUUCAGACUUACUGGACUCUAUUAGUCCAGGUGGAGGAAUCUCAGACUUACUGGACUCUAUUAGUCCAGGUGGAGGAAGUUCAGACUUACUGGACUCUAUUAGUCCAGGUGGAGGAAGUUCAGACUUACUGGACUCUAUUAGUCCAGGUGGAGGAAGUUCAGACUUACUGGACUCUAUUAGUCCAGGUGGAGGAAGUUCAGACUUACUGGACUAUAUUAGUCCAGGUGGAGGAAGUUCAGUCUUACUGGACUCUAUUAGUCCAGGUGGAGGAAGUUCAGACUUACUGGACUCUAUUAGUCCAGGUGGAGGAAGUUCAGACUUACUGUACUCUAUUAGUCCAGAUGGAGGAAGUUCAGACUUACUGGACUCUAUUAGUCCAGGUGGAAGAAGUUCAGACUUACUGGACUCUAUUAGUCCAGGUGGAAGAAGUUCAGACUUACUGUACUCUAUUAGUCCAGAUGGAGGAAGUUCAGACUUACUGGACUCAUAUUAGUCCAGGUGGAAGAAGUUCAGACUUACUGGACUCUAUUAGUCCAGGUGGAGGAAGUUCAGACUUACUGGACUCUAUUAGUCCGGAUGGAGGAAGUUCAGACUUACUGGACUCUAUUAGUCCAGGUGGAGGAAGUUCAGACUUACUGGACUCUAUUAGUCCAGGUGGAGGAAGUUCAGAACUUACUGGACUAUAUUAGUCCAGAUGGAGGAAGUUCAGACUUACUGGACUCUAUUAGUCCAGGUGGAAGAAGUUCAGACUUACUGGACUCUAUUAGUCCAGGUGGAGGAAGUUCAGACUUACUGGACUGUGGGGUAAAGGGAUCCAAGAGUUCCAUCUUCCAACAGAGGGGUGGUUCAGGAACACUGGGCCUGCUUUGUCCUGCCUGUUUGGGAGGAAAAGGUGUGAGGGAGGGAGAGAGAGAGAGAGAAAAGAGAGAGAGUAUGUCCUGGCCGUGUUUGAGGGAUACAGGUAAGCCCGGGUCACUGCCGGUCCUCUUGCUAUGUGUGUUUUUGGGAGAGGGCCUAGGUCCUACCAGCAGACAGACACACUGUUGCUGCUGACCUGCUAAUGUUGGAAAGGGUGUAUGGAGGCGUAAAGCAGGGUACCAGUUUCUGGAGGACAAAUGCAGCAUGGCUGAGAGCCAGACGGCAGACUAGGAGGGACGGCGAGGAGCCAGAGAGCAGAGCAGGAGAGAGAGAGGAAGAGAGCGAGGAGGAGAGAGCGAGAGAGUCGAUCUCAGUAUGAGGUCAGUCGUACUACUAUAGAUGGGGUCGUUUCUCGAUUCUUUUUUCUUUACUCUUUGUCUUCUUUCAUUCUUUCUCUCUCUUUCUCUUCUCUCUCUCUUUCCUUUUCUUUCUGUCCUCCCUGCCGGUAACAAUUUAAGGGCACUCUGGCUUGAUCCCUGGGUGACCCUUCCAUGCUUGGAAGUUCUGGAACUCUGAGCUGUCGCGGAAUUUGCAAAUGAGAUGGUUUGAACCGGGUUGUUUUUUCAUCCCAGGCCGGCUGGCCCAGGCCUGGUGAAGAGGAGGGAAGCCCUGUAGGGCUGUGUGGGCUGGAGGCUCCGAGAGAGAGAGUCAUGAGAAAUAACUCUCUCCUCUGACUACUCCCUCUUCAGGGAGGGAACCGGUCUCACAUGACUCCAUUUUGUCCAGACAUACUGGGCUGUUUGGACCUGCACUCUAUGUUGUUGUUGUUGUUGUUGUUGUUGUUGUUGUUGUUGUUGUGGUUGUGGUUGUGGUUGUUGUUGUGUUGUUUAUGGUUUGAUUGUAUAUGUGGCAGGUGUUGUUGACCUUUACAUGUAUUUUGUCUUCUGUUUAUGAGUGAUGAGGUAAAAUGUUGGUGAGAGUGAGACAGGAUGUUAGGUAAUAUAAGACGUAAUGAGAGUGAGACAGGAUGUUAGGUAAUAUAAGACGUAAUGAGAGUGAGACAGGAUGUUAGGUAAUAUAAGGCGUAAUGAGAGUGAGACAGGAUGUUAGGUAAUAUAAGACGUAAUGAGAGUGAGACAGGAUGUUAGGUAAUAUAAGACGUAAUGAGAGUGAGACAGGAUGUUAGGUAAUAUAAGACGUAAUGAGAGUGAGACAGGAUGUUAGGUAAUAUAAGACGUAAUGAGAGUGAGACAGGAUGUUAGGUAAUAUAAGACGUAAUGAGAGUGAGGACAGGAUGUUAGGUAAUAUAAGACGUAAUGAGAGUGAGACAGGAUGUUAGGUUAAUAUAAGACGUAAUGAGAGUGAGACAGGAUGUUAGGUAAUAUAAGACGUAAUGAGAGUGAGACAGGAUGUUAGGUAAUAUAAGACGUAAUGAGAGUGAGACAGGAUGUUAGGUAAUAUAAGACGUAAUGAGAGUGAGACAGGAUGUUAGGUAAUAUAAGACGUAAUGAGAGUGAGACAGGAUGUUAGGUAAUAUAAGACGUAAUGAGAGUGAGACAGGAUGUUAGGUAAUAUAAGACGUAUGAGAGUUGAGACAGGGAUGUUAGGUUAAUAUAAGACGUAAUGGAGUGAGGACAGGAUGUUGGAAUAUAAGACGUAGAGAGGAGACAGGAUGUUAGGAAUAUAAGACGUAAUGAGAGUGAGACAGGAUGUUAGGUAAUAUAAGACGUAAUGAGAGUGAGACAGGAUGUUAGGUAAUAUAAGACGUAAUGAGGCCAUACUUGACAACAUUAGCAAGAGUUUCAGUUCGAGGUUAAGUUUAAGUUUAAGCAUCAGCUAAUUACAAUGCUAACCUCACCAGGGGCUAACCUCCCAUCAGAUAACCUGGCCACAUGUUAGCCCUAUGCUAACCUCACCAGGGGCUAACCUCCCAUCAGAUAACCUGGCACUGUAGCCCUAUGCUAACCUCACCAGGUGGCUAAACCUUCCCAUCAGAUAACCUGGCACAUGUUAGCCCUAUGCUAACCUCACCAGGGGCUAACCUCCCAUCAGAUAACCUGGCACAUGUUAGCCCUAUGCUAACCUCACCAGGUGGCUAACCUCCCAUCAGAUAACCUGGCACAUGUUAGCCCUAUGCUAACCUCACCAGGGGCUAACCUCCCAUCAGAUAACCUGGCACAUGUUAGCCCUAUGCUAACCUCACCAGGGGCUAACCUCCCAUCAGAUAACCUGGCACAUGUUAGCCCUAUGCUAACCUCACCAGGUGGCGGUGAUUAUUUCCUGUAACACAUUCCUCAUCAGCCGAUCAAAGAUCUUAAACUUUUUCUCCACAAACCAAUGGCAUUCCUUAAAUAGGUCAACCUCCAAAUUCAAGGUUUACAUGUAUCCCUCUGGUGGCCGAGUUGACCUAUUGUAAGGAAUGCAAAUUGGUUUGUGCAGAAAAAGUUUAAGAUCUUUGAUAGGUUGAUAAGGAAUUUGUUACAGGAAAUAAUCACUGCCACCUGGUGAGGUUAGCAUAGGGCUAACAUGUGCCAGGUUAUCUGAUGGGACCAGCUACAAUAUAGCAUUCUAUCACGUGACACUACGUCAACGAUUUGAAUUAAUGCUUGAACUUAAACUAAUGUUUGCAAGUAUGGCCCCAAUGGGAUGAGUUAUUUAAAACAGCUUUCCAUAACUGAAACGUGCCAUUAAGUGUUGUUUAAAAAAAAAAAUGUUGUUUACACAGGAGUAUCCCACUGUUAUGGUUGGAGUGUUCAUCGAACAGCCCACUCCUUUCCUCUCCGAAUUCUUCCAGAGACUUGUGACCCUCGACUACCCCAAAGAUAAACUCAACGUCUUUGUACAUAACAACGUGAGUAACUGCAGCUGGAUUGGCUCAAUGAUGGGGUCCAAGACACAGCUCCUAAUCCAUCAAUUAUGUGAUCUCCGUUCUCUCUCUCUCUUUAACUAUAAUAUUAGUAAUAACUAUGUGUCUAUUGUUCCCUCUACUAGAGAGAGAGAGAGGAGAUAGAGGGGGAGAGAGGAGAGAUAGGGGGGAGAGAGUAGAGAUAGAUAGCGAGAGAGGGGAGAGAGGAGAGAGAUAGGAGAGAGAGAGCAUCUCUAUAAGAGGAGCCGCGAUCAGAGCUAGACGAGUAGAUCUCUCUCUAUAUCUCUCGUCUCUCUAUCUCUCUCUGCUAUCUCUCUCUCUCUCUAUCUCUCUCUCUCUCUCUAUCUCUCUCUCUCUCUCUCUUCAGGAGGUUUACCAUGAGAGACACAUCCAGAGGUUUUGGGAGGAGAGUAAAGAUGUGUUCAACAGCUUCAAGGUUGUGGGUCCAGAGGAGAACUUGAGCCAAGGACAGGCCAGAAACAUGGGCAUGUACGUAUGUUACCCUGUGUCUGUGAUGAUUCCUCCUUCCUUUCACAGAGACAUUCUUCAUCUCAGACGUGUUAUUUGAUGAGAAAAAAAAUGAAUUAAUAACAAGCUUACAUUGCCACGUUCCAUGAAAGGCUACAGAGAAAUUAGCCUUAAGUAAUCGUCAAAGUAAAUAUGCAAAUCAAGAAGCUCAGUCACUCUGAUGUUGAGUUGGAAACGCUUCAGUGUCUAAAGACAAGCACGGGUUUUUCCAUUGGUGUCAAAAGAUUUCAAAUAGAUGAAGGUAGAAAAAAAGACACAUCUGUCAGAUGUUUAGCCUGAAACAGAUCCGCAGCUUGUUUUACAUUAAAGGAGACAAUGUAGACAGGAAACCCACUGGACACAACACGUCAUUCAGAACUAAACCCACUGGACACAACACGUCAUUCAGAACUAAACCCACUGGACACAACACGUCAUUCAGAACUAAACCCACUGGACACAACACGUCAUUCAGAACUAAACCCACUGGACACAACACGUCAUUCAGAACUAAAUCCACUGGACACAACACGUCAUUCAGAACUAAACCCACUGGACACAACACGUCAUUCAGAACUAAACCCACUGGACACAACACGUCAUUCAGAACUAAACCCACUGGACACAACACGUCAUUCAGAACUAAACCCACUGGACAGAACACGUCAUUCAGAACUAAACCCACUGGACACAACACGUCAUUCAGAACUAAACCCACUGGACACAACACGUCAUUCAGAACUAAACCCACUGGACACAACACGUCAUUCAGAACUAAACCCACUGGACACAACACGUCAUUCAGAACUAAACCCACUGGACACAACACAUCAUUCAGAACUAAACCCACUGGACACAACACGUCAUUCAGAACUAAACCCACUGGACACAACACAUCAUUCAGAACUAAACCCACUGGACACACCACAUCAUUCAGAACUAAACCCACUGGACACACCACAUCAUUUCAAUGUGGAAAUGUUGAUAAUAUUUGGUUGAGACGUUGAUCAAUGAGAUUUCAACCUUUAUUAAAAAAAAGACAACCAUGAAGUUUGUGGAUUUGUUUUCACUGCGCAGUCAACCAUUUAAAAGUACAACAAAGUUCAAAUGGGAAGACAAUGUCAGAUAUUGUGUUUAUUUAUACUUUAUUUAACUAGGCAUGUCAGUUAAGAACAAAUUCUUAUUUACAAUGACGGCCUACACCGGCCAAACCCGGACGACGCUGGGCCAAUUGUGCGCCGCCCUAUGGGACUCCCAAUCACGGCCGGUUGUGAUACAGCCUGGAAUCGAACCAGGGGGUCUGUAGUGACGCCUCAAGCACUGAGAUGCAGUGCCUUUGACCGCUGCGCCACAUUUAAAGUUUAAUUCGAUUAGAUUUACAUGUUCAACCUUAAGAUGAGCAACACAUCCAUGACCACAUUUUGAGGUUAGCCUACUGUAACUGUAAAAUGUAUGUAAUCAUCGAAAGCGUACAUGUUCAAGAUAGCAUGCAAAGGUCGCAGGUCUGUGGAGAUCUUCACAAUUGCUAUAAUAAUCUGGCAGAAUCUCCAACAGCAUUAACCACUGGCACAAUUAACUUUUAAAGUAAUCUCAACUGAAAUCCAGGUCAUUUGGUUGAGAUAUUAGAUGAAGCACAGUGAUUACACAUUAAUCUGUUGUUUAAAAAAAAAAACGUAUCAAUUACUAAUUUGUAGACAAAUUUGAAAUUAACCAAAGCUUGAAACCUUAGGCCAAUAUGGAUUGUCUAUUUUUAGUUGAACCCUGGUUUGAAUUGAAACAAUAGCUGUUAAUGGCUUUGCAAAAUGCUAUGUAGGCCUAAAUAGUACCAUUGAUGAUACUGUAUAUGACUUAUAAAGUAUGGUUACAUUUCAUUUGCUCUAUUAAACCUACCUUUUGGAAUGACUUCGCUAGCAACAGUGAAUCUAUUUAGUUAUUAAGAGAUCUCUCAACCAUCAUUCUCACAAUAGCACAUUGGUAGUAGUCAGUGAUAAAUAUCAAAGCUAAGCAGGGCUGGGCUUUGUUAAAACCCUGGAUAGGUAGCUUUAGACGUGCUGGCCAGCUAGUUUUUUUUCUGAUAGUGGGUAUAACGUUGAAGAUCUAACGUUGUUUCAAAGGUACAAAUUCAACAUUUUAAAGAAGGUUUGUCUAUGUUGAAAAUUGGUUACAAUGAUAACAUAAUUAUGUGGUUGAAAUUUCACCCUCAAAACAACAGUUUACUUUGAUGACUUUUUUCAAAUCCUCUGUAUUUUCCAUGUAGAUUCCACAUCACAAUACGUUGACAAAUUACGUUGAAACAAAGUUGAUUCAACCGGUUUGUGCCCAGUGGGAAGAAAGUAUUUCUGAUGCUAAACAGAUCUACAGCUCGUCUCAUCUGAAACCAGAGCUUCGGAGACCAGUGUCAAACCUUCCCCCCUCACCUCACCUCGUUGCAGAGAGACUAGGGCCCCCUAUCCCUCUAUAUCUGUAUCCCUCUAUCCCCCGCAUCCCAUAUCCCCCUAAUCACCAUAUCCCUGCAUCCCCCAUAUCCCUGCAUCCCCCAUAUCCCCCUAAUCACCAUAUCCCUGCAUCCCCCAUAUCCCCCUAAUCACCAUAUCUCUGUAUCCCCCAUAUCUCUGUAUCCCCCAUAUCCCCCUAAUCACCAUAUCUCUGUAUCCCCCAUAUCCCCUGAAUCAACAUAUCCCUGCAUCCCCCAUAUCCCCUAAUCACCAUAUCUCUGUAUCCCCCUAUCCCCCUCAAUUCCAUAUCCCCUAUAUCCCCCUAUCCUCAUAUCCCCGCAUCACCCUAUCCCCAUAUCCCCCCAUCCCCUAUCUCCCUAUCCCGUUAUCUCUGUAUCCCCCAUCACCCUAUCCCCAUUAUCCCCCCAUCCCCUAUCUCCCUAUCCCGUUAUCUCUGUAUCCCCCAUCACCCUAUCCCCAUUAUCCCCCCAUCCCCUAUCUCCCUAUCCCGUUAUCUCUGUAUCCCCCAUCACCCUAUCCCCAAUCUCCCUAUCCCGUUAUCUCUGUAUCCCACAUCACCCUAUCCCCAUUAUCCCCCCAUCCCAUAUCUCCCUAUCCCGUUAUCUCUGUAUCCCCCUAUCCCACCAUUGAUAACUAACUCUCUGUAGUAGAGAAUUAGCAGAGAGUAAUGUUUACUUAGGAUCUAAUAAUUGGUAACUUGCAAAGUAGGAUUUAUGUCAAAGUAUAUGCUUGGCAGUUCAGCAGGCCAUCAUCACGUUGUCAGUUUAAUUGAUCAGUGAUUGAUUAGAUGUUUGUUUUCUCCAUAUCGAUAACCCAGGGGGCUGUGUCGUAAGGACCCGAGCUGUGACUUCUAUCUCAGUAUGGAUACUGACGUGAUGCUCACCAACAAACAGACCCUGAAAAUCCUCAUUGAGCAGAAUAGGUAUGGUGUUCAUUUUCAUUUCAUUUUCUUGCAAUUCUUUACAUUUUAGUCAUUUAGCAGACGCUCAUACUGCCCCCCCCCCCCCCGUGGGAAUCAAACCCACAACCUUGGCGUUGCAAGCGCCAUGCUCUACCAACUGAGCUAAACGGUAUUGUAUGACUGUCUCAAGUUAGGGUUAAGGGUUAGAUCAGGCCAUUUGAACAGAACAGGUAUGAUGUCUUUAUAGUGUUGCGGCUGUUUCUAUUCAGGGGGAUUGUCUUAUGGGCAGAAGUCCAAUGAUCUAACAUGCAUGUUAUGGGGUGUAUAAGGAGCAGGGACUCUUAUUGUGUUAAUGCUGCUGGCCAUAAGGAAGAGGGACUCUUAUUGUGUUAAUGUUAACAGUCUAUGACAGUUUUUUCUCUCUUUUCCGUCCCCUUGAGUUUUCAAGCGUCGUCUCUUUAAACCAGAUGUCUUUGUGGUGGUGGCAGACCUGUGACACAGUGGAGCCCUGGUCUGAGUCCCAAAUGGCACCCUAUUCCCUAUAGCUCUAUGGGCCCUGGUCAAAAGUAGUGCACGACUUAGGGAAUAGGGUGCUGUUUAAGACUCAGCCCUGGAGGUCCGAAGAGAAAAGCCCUCUGGGUUAUUUAAAGAGGCCAUGGGAACUCUCAUCUCCGUCUUCGACUCUGGACAUUCAGAAUUUCAUUGUUGUCCAUCCCAUUUCCCAUAUUGUAGAUGAACACUGUAAUUUAUGGUAAUGUAUCCUCCAUAAGUUGUUUUUCCUCAGGAAUCACGAUCGCUCCGUUCUUUAUGAUAUUCGUGGCUUUGAAAAUAUAGUGUUUUGAGCUCCAAUGGCGGGUUGUGUGUCUGUGUCUCACGCACAUUUAAACGCAAAACUCACACUGGGAGGCCUUGUGCCUGCUACCAUUAUUUAGUAGCUGACCAGCAGAAUGCCUGUGUGAAUUCAGUAUAGUAUAGGCUACCAUUAUAUUAUGUCCGGUUUACUGUAAUAUGGCCCAGUGAGGUUCUGGUCUAGCUGGUCCACUUUGGGGGUUGAGUUGAGUUCUGAGAUGCAGGAUGUUUUGGAUGUUUGUUACACCACUAAGGCACCCAGUGUAUCUGGUGGCUGACUUUCCGGGAAAUGACACCUAGUUAUAUGCUGUUUGACAGAAUUACUCUCUCUCUGUCUCUCUCUGCCUUGCUCUCUCUGUCUCUCAAUUCAAUUCAAGGCAUGGGAAUCAUUGCCAAAGCAAGUGAAAUGGAUAAAGAAAAGUGAAAUCAACACUAAAAAGUGAACAGUAACUAUUACACUCACACAAGUUCCAAAAGAGUAAAGACAUUUCAAAUGUUAUGUUCUGUCUGUUGCGGUGACCGUAUUACCGCCACACCGGCGGUCACGAGUCAUGAAGGCAGGUAGCAUAGUGGUUAAGAGCGUUGUGCCAGUAACCGAAAGGUUGCUGGUUCUCAUCCCUGAGCCGACUACGUGAAAAAUCUGCUGAUGUGCCCUUGAGCAAGGCACUUAACCCUAAUUGCUCCUGUAAGUCGCUCUGGAUAAGGGCGUCUGCUAAAUGACUAAAAUGUAAAUUCCACGUGACCAUUUAGUCAUGGUAAUUAGGCUUCUCCAAGCUCUGAUGCUGCUGCUGGUCAUUAGCAGCCUACCAAACUUGCUAACUGCCUGGUACUCAGCACUCUAUUGUCCCUCUAAUCACUCUGACAUCAAUGCAAAUGUAUUCGAAAAUCUAAUCAAAACACUUCAUGAGAGCCCAUGAGCUCAUGUUGUUGUCAACAUUUCUAUAGGCUAUGCAACUGCGAGAGAAAACAGAGUGAUGGCCUCUAUUAAAAAGAGGAGGAUCCCAUCAGCUUUCUAUAGGCUAGGCCUAAUAUAUUUAUUUAUCUACUUUCCUAAUAUUAAACACAUUGCUUCGCUUUACAACAGGAGUAUAGCCUACCUGGCUGGCAUGAAAAUGAACCUUGGGAAAAGCGUCCUCCAUUCCUUAUUUAAGUGCACAGAUGACAUGUAUUUUUACCGCUGCCCCUGUUUCGAGACAGGUGUAUCACAACUAAAGUGGCCAAAUAACUUCUUAAAAUUAAGCACAUUCAUCUGCUCUACAAGGGUUUUAGAGCCUAACUGGCAUACAUAAGCAGCGCGUGAGUUUCAAGAUUGGGGAAGAUAAUUUCCACCAUAAAAAUGCACUUUUAUAAUAAAAGCAUUACAUGCAUAAUCACAUUUGCGGUCUCAUUUGAUAAUGGUGUUUUCCCGCUAAUGGAACAUUUGCGCUUAUAGCCUACUGCCAUGUGCGCAUUGCUGCGCUUAUAAUGGGAAGAAAUAGCCUGAUAGUUUAUCAACAUUUUAAGCUAAACGUUCUGAUCUGUUGUGUCAGCCACAUUGUGUAUUUGUUUUAUUUUAUUUUUGAUAAAAGUGGUUGUAUUAACUUGGGAUCUAUUGCAUCCCACAACAAGGAUGCACGCAGUUGCGUCCCAGAAGUGUCUGUCUUCACUUGUAGCCUGUGAGAAAGACCCGAUGUGAUCUUGUGAUCACGUGAUGCAGCGAGCAGCACUCAGAGAGAAGGGCACAACAAAGGCUAGUUUUUACAUUAAAUAGCAAAUCACCAGUACAUUACGGCCACAAAGGGGAUGCCGCUGUGAAAUUCGAGGCAUUAUCAAGUGCUUGUCAAAAUUGUGAAUGAGAGACUAAUGAAGUGUGUACAGCCUGCUCAAAAAAACAAAGCAGAGCUUAUGCCUUUCAAACACCUUUUUUCAAAUCAUCAUUAGAGUCAAAUCAUGCAGCCUUAAAAUCUGUUAAAAUCUGUUAAAAAUCUAAAAUCUAAACAUAUAGCCCAACGUUUGUAGAACAACUAAAGUUACAUUAAUGACUCUAAAUUAAGCAUAUACACUACCGGUCAAAAGUUUUAGAACACCUACUCAUUAAAGGGUUUUUCUUUAUUUUUGUUACUAUUUUCUACAUUGUAGAAUAAUAGUGAAUACAUCAAAACUAUUAAAUAACACAUAUGGAAUCAUGUAGUAACCAAAGGAGUGUUAAACAAAUCAAAACAUAUUUUAUAUUUGAGAUUCUUCAAAUAGCCACCCUUUGCCUUGAUGACAGCUUUGCACGCUCUUGGCGUUCUCUCAAGCAGCUUCACCUGGAAUGUUUUUCCAACAGUCUUGAAGGAGUUCCCACAUAUGCUGAGCACUUGUUGGCUGCUUUUCCUUCACUCUGCCGUCCGACUCAUCCCAAACCAUCUCAAUUGGGUUGAGGUCGGGUGAUUGUGGAGGCCAGGUCAUCUGAUGCAGCACUCCAUCACUCUCCUUCUUGGUAAAAUAGCCCUUACACAGCCUGGAGGUGUGUUGGGUCAUUGUCCUGUUGAAAAACAAAUGAUAGUCCCAUUAAGCCCAAACCAGAUGGGAUGGCGUAUCGCUGCAGAAUACUGUGGUAGCCAUGCUGGUUAAGUAUGCCUUGAAUUCUAAAUAAAUCACAGACAGUGUCACCAGCAAAGCACCCCCACACCAUAACACCACCUCCUCCAUGCUCUUUUGGUUACUACAUGAUUCCAUAUGUGUUAUUUCAUAGUUUUGAUGUCUUCACUAUUAUUCUACAAUGUAGAAAAUAGUAAAAAAAAACUUGAAUGAAUAGGUGUUCUAAAACUUUUGAUCGGUAGUGUAGGAGUACCUAUUUCUUCGUUUCUCAACACAGAAUGUGCACACUCCCUCAAAUCGUUUGGAGAAAAUAUUUAUAUUUUAUUCAGCUUUGUUCAGUUGUAUUCUUCAUACUAUAAAAUAAUAUAAUAUAAUGUCACGUAAUGUCUGCUAAAUGAACUAGUGUAGCCAACAGCCAUAUGGCAUAGCCACAUCAGGACUUAACAUAAGGACAACUCAGAGUAUGCUAUUCUGUUCAAUUUUCUUCAUAUCAUGCUUCUUUAGACCUUUCUAAAAUAAAUAAUGGAUUUAUUGUGAUGGUGUAGGCUAUAUUACAUGGAUUUAUUAGACUUUUUUAAAUGUAGAUUUUCCAAAGGUCUGCAUCAGUGGCUUGUAGGCAAUGUGUGGAAGCCAGGAGACGCUAAAUGUGUUUAUGUUAAUUAACGGUCAAUUACCAUUAGACCAACAGUUAUUCGCUUGACAUUUCGUGACCGCCACAGCCCUAAUUAUGUCUAUAUACAGUGUUGUAACGAUGUGCAAAUGAAAUAAAGUUAAUAAAUAAACAUAAAUAUGGGUUGAAUUUACAAUGGUGUUUGUUCUUCACUGGUUGCCCUUUUCUUGUGGCAACAGGUCACAAAUCUUGCUGCUGUGAUGGCACACUGUGGUUUUUCACCCAGUAGAUAAGGGAGUUUAUCAAAAUUGGGUUUGUUUUCAAAUUCUUUGUGGAUCGCUGUAAUCUGAGGGAAAUAUGUGUCUCUAAUAUGGUCAUACAUUUGGCAGGAGGUUAGGAAGUGCAGCUCAGUUUCCACCUCAUUUUGUGGGCAGUGUGCACAUAGCCUGUCUUCUCUUGAGAGCCAGGUCUGCCUACGGCGGCCUCUCUCAAUAGCAAGGCUAUGCUCACUGAGUCUGUACAUAGUCAAAGCUUUCCUUAAUUUUGGGUCAGUCACAGUGGUCAGGUAUUCUGCCACUGUGUACUCUCUGUUAGGAGCCAAAUAGCAUUGUAGUUUUUUGUUAAUUCUUUCCAAUGUGUCAAGUAAUUAUCUUUUUGUUUUCUCAUGAUUUGGUUGGGUCUAAUUGUGUUGUUGAUGUCCUGGGGCUCUGUGGGGUCUGUUUGUGUUUGUGAACAGAGCCCCAGGACCAGCUUACUUAGGGGACUCUUCUCAAGGUUAAUUUCUCUGUAGGUGAUGGCUUUGUUAUGGAAGGUCUGGGAAUCGCUUCCUUUUAAGUGGUUGUAGAAUUUAACAGCUCUUUUCUGGAUUUUGAUAAUUAGCUGGUAUCGGCCUAAUUCUGCUCUGCAUACAUUAUUUGGUUUUUUACGCUAUACACAGAGGAUAUAUUAGCAGAAUUCUGCAUGCAGAGUCUCAAUUUGGUGUUUGUCCCAUUUUGUGAAUUCUUGGUUGAGAGCAGACCCCAGACCUCACAACCAUAAAGGGCAAUGGGUUCUAUAACUGAUUCAAGUAUUUUUAGUCAGAUCCUAAUCAGUUUGUCGAAUUUUAUGUUCCUUUUGAUGGCAUAGAAGGCCCUUCUUGCCUUGUCUCUCAGAUCGUUGACAGCUUUGUGGAAGUUACCUGUGGCGCUGAUGUUUAGGCCGAGGUAUGUAUCGUUUUUUGUGUGCUCUAGGGCAACGGUGUCUAGAUUUAAUUUUGUGGUCCUGGCAACUGGACCUUUUUUGGAACACCAUUAUUUUUGUCUUACUGAGAUUUACUGUCAGGGCCCAGGUCUGACAGAAUCUGUGCAGAAGAUCUAGGUGCUGCUGUAGGCCCUCCUUGGUUAGUGACAGAAACACCAGAUCAUCAACAAACAGUAGACAUUUGACUUCAGAUUCUAGUAGGGUGAGGCCGGGUGCUGCAGACUGUUCUAGUGCUCUUGCCAAUUUGUUGAUACAUACAUGCUGUAAUCAAACCCACAAUUGCUGAUGCUCCAGAUACUCAACUAGUCUCAAGAAGGCCAGUUGUAUUGCUUCUUUAAUCAGCACAAUCGUUUUCAGCUGUGCUAACAUAAUUGCAAAAGGGUUUUCUAAUGAUCAAUUAGCCUUUUCAAAUGAUAAACUUGGAUUAGCAAACACAACGUGCCAUUGGAACACAGGACUGAUGGUUGCUGAUAAUGGGCCUCUGUACGCCUAUGUAGAUAUUCCAUUAAACAUAAUCCGUUUCCAGCUACAAUAGCCAUUUACAACAUUAACAAUGCCUACACUGUAUUUCUGAUAAAUUUGAUGUUAUUUUAAUGGACAAAAAAAAUGAUUUUCUUUCGACAACAAGGAAAUCUCUAAGUAACCCCAAACCUUUGAACGGUAGAGUAGGUAGCACAUAUGAGGACAUUUUUCUCUGUUGAGAUAAUUUCCUCAUUAAUUUCUAGCCAGAUUUAAAAUGUUCCUGUUUUGACUAAUUUAAUAGAGUGGAUUAGGUCUGCUCUAUACCAAAUUAGCAUACCCCCCUGAGUCUCUUCCCUGUUUCUACUCUGCAGGAACAUAAUUGGUCCCCUUGUCACUCGUCAUGGAAAGCUGUGGUCCAACUUCUGGGGAGCGUUGAGUCUGGAUGGUUACUACGCCCGUUCUGAAGACUACAUCGACAUCGUGCAGAGCAAGCGUGUGUAAGUCUCCUAUCCUCAACCAAUGGGGUUGGGACUUCAUAUAAACCAUCACUCCUGUAUAUCUCAUGUGUAAAACAUUCUGUUCAAUGGCUUAUUUGUAUAUUUUGGAGUAUUACUGUUUCUCACUGAUCUGUUUCAGUGCCAGAAUAAUAUGCCUUUAAACCAUGAAAGCUGCUAGUUAGUGUACUAGGUUGGCAGAGCCGGGGUUUAUGGGUUACUAGUUAGUGUACUAGGUUGGCAGGGCCGGGGUUUAUGGGUUACUAGUUAGUGUACUAGGUUGGCAGGGCCGGGGUUUAUGGGUUACUAGUUAGUGUACUAGGUUGGCAGGGCCAGGGUUUAUGGGUUACUAGUUAGUGUACUAGGUUGGCAGGGCCAGGGUUUAUGGGUUACUAGUUAGUGUACUAGGUUUGUCAGGGCUGCAUUUUAUUGGUUACUAGUUAGUGUACUAGGUUGGCAGGGCCAGGGUUUAUGGGUUACUAGUUAGUGUACUAGGUUGGCAGGGCCAGGGUUUAUGGGUUACUAGUUAGUGUACUAGGUUGGCAGGGCCAGGGUUUAUGGGUUACUAGUUAGUGUACUAGGUUGGCAGGGCCAGGGUUUAUGGUUUACUAGUUAGUGUACUAGGUUGGCAGGGCCAGGGUUUAUGGGUUACUAGUUAGUGUACUAGGUUGGCAGGGCCAGGGUUUAUGGUUUACUAGUUAGUGUAAUAGGUUGGCAGGGCCAGGGUUUAUGGGUUACUAGUUAGUGUAAUAGGUUGGCAGGGCCGGGGUUUAUGGUUUACUAGUUAGUGUAAUAGGUUGGCAGGGCCAGGGUUUAUGGGUUACUAGUUAGUGUAAUAGGUUGGCAGGGCCGGGGUUUAUGGUUUACUAGUUAGUGUAAUAGGUUGGCAGGGCCAGGGUUUAUGGGUUACUAGUUAGUGUAAUAGGUUGGCAGGGCCAGGGUUUAUGGUUUACUAGUUAGUGUAAUAGGUUGGCAGGGCCGGGGUUUAUGGUUUACUAGUUAGUGUAAUAGGUUGGCAGGGCCAGGGUUUAUGGGUUACUAGUUAGUGUACUAGGUUGGCAGGGCCAGGGUUUAUGGUUUACUAGUUAGUUUAAUAGGUUGGCAGGGCCAGGGUUUAUGGUUUACUAGUUAGUGUACUAGGUUGGCAGGGCCGGGGUUUAUGGUUUACUAGUUAGUGUACUAGGUUGGCAGGGCCAGGGUUUAUGGUUUACUAGUUAGUGUAAUAGGUUGGCAGGGCCAGGGUUUAUGGGUGAUGUGAGUGAACUAGGUUGGCAGGGCCAGGGUUUAUGGUUUACUAGUUAGUGUACUAGGUUGGCAGGGCCAGAGUUUAUGGGUUACUAGUUAGUGUACUAGGUUGGCAGGGCCAGGGUUAAUGGGUUACUAGUUAGUGUACUAGGUUGGCAGGGCCAGGGUUUAUGGGUUACUAGCAGGGGUUUAUGGUUUACUAGUUAGUGUACUAGGUUGGCAGGGCCAGGGUUUAUGGGUUACUAGUUAGUGUACUAGGUUGGCAGGGCCAGGGUUUAUGGGUGAUGUGAGUGAAUGGUUGUGUGCAAAAUAAAACGUCAGGAGGAUAAUUGGUGAUUAUCUCAUUGCAUCAACACCGCAGACAAAAUAAUGGAUCAUGUGUUUCCCGCAUCCCAUACUCUGCCAAGGAUCCCACCAAGACCUCUCUUCCUAAACCAGACCUCUGUCUUCCUAAACCAGACCCCUGUCUUCCUAAACCAGACCCCUGUCUUCCUAAACCAGACCUCUGUCUUCCUAAACCAGGAGUGUGAUCAUAUUCCCGGUCAAGCGUGACACGUUGAAUAUAAUAAUAUAAUGAAAAAUAUCUAUUGCAGCUCAUUAAUAGAAGAUGGUCAGAACUAAAACGAUAAACCGACCCGUUGUCUAAACCAGUACUAUAGUCUAGCGAGAGAGGACGAGCGGGCAAGCGGACGCGAUAAGCGAGUAUGAGAUGAGAGAGCUAUGGAGCUAGAGCGCUGAGAUUGGGAGCGCAUAACGGAGGUAGCUGAGCUUCAUUGACAUGGCCGUCUAGGGAGGAGAGCAGAGAGCGGAGAGAGCGAGACGAGGACGCGUAGGUAGAGAAUGUAAGAGAGCUAGCGAUGAGCUCGCGAGGAUCGGCCAGUAGCGCGUCCUAUCGAUCUCUCCUCUCUCUAUCUCUCUUUCUCUUUUCUCUUUUUCUCUCUCUUCUCUUCUCUUCUCUCUCUCUCUCUCUCUCUCUCCUCACCCGUUCUCUCUCUCUUCUCCUCUCUCUCUCCUCUCUCUUCUCUCUGCUCACUCACCCCGUAUCUCUCUCUCUCUCUCUCUCUCUCUCUCUCUCUCGCUCCUCUCUUAGGGGCGUAUGGAACAUUCCUUACAUGGCUCAUAUCUACCUGAUAAAGGGAGAGGUCCUGAGGAACGAGCUGAAGGAGAGGAACCAUUUUGUUUUGGAGAAACUGGAUCCUGACAUGGCUCUGUGCAGGAACGCUAGAGAACUGGUAAAACCGCUCAGAUAACCUAGUAUAAGAACCAGAAUUAUAUACUUAGCAGCUCUUGAAUUGACAAUAAUACUCUGUUUAGAAUAUGAGAGUUUUCAGGACAUCUGGUUGAUAUAUAAUAGAUUAUACAGGACAUCUGGUUGUUUGUCAGUGUAAGGGCCCACUGCCUCUGACUCUUCCUCUGUGUUGUCAACUGUCCAGACCUCUGUCUUCCUAAACCAGACCUCUGUCUUCCUAAACCAGACCUCUGUCUUCCUAAACCAGACCUCUGUCUUCCUAAACCAGACCUCUGUCUUCCUAACCCAGACCUCUGUCUUCCUAAACCAGACCUCUGUCUUCCUAAACCAGACCUCUGUUUUCCUAAACCAGACCUCUGUCUUCCUAAACCAGUUCACUUAUGUUAGGUUUAUGUUAGGGUUAUGUUAGGUUAUGUUAGGUUAUGUUAGUUUAUGUUAGGUUAUGUUAGGUUAUGUUAUGUUAGGUGAUGUUAGUUUGUGUUAGAUUAUGUUGAGUUAAGUUAUGUAAUGUUUGGUUAUGUUACUUUAUGUUAGGUGAUGUUAUGUUAUGUUUGGUUAUUUUAUGUUUUGUUAGGUUAUGUUUAUCUUUAAUCAACCAGAUGUCCUGUAUAUGUUAGUUUAUGUUAGUUUAUGUUAUGUUCGUUUAGGUUUUGUUAGUUUAGUUUAUCUUAUAUCAAUCAAAUGUCCUGUAUAUAUUAGGUUAUGUUAAUUUAUAUUAGGUUAUAUUAGGUAAAAUAAAAUAAAAUAAAAUAAAUUAGAUUAUGUUAGUUUCUGUUAAGUUAUGUUAGCUUGGGUUAUGUUAUGUUAGUUAAUGAUAGUUUAUGUUAGAUUAGGUUAUGUUAGGUUAUGUUAUGUUACUUUAUGUUAUGUUAGGUUAUGUUAUGUUACUUUAUGUUAUAUUAGGUUAUGUUAGGUUAUAUUAUGUUACUUUAUCUUAUGUUAUGUUAUGUUAGUGUAUGUUAUGUUAGGUUAUAUUAGGUUAUGUUAUGUUAUGUUAGGUUAUGUUAUAUUAGGUUUUGUUAUGUUAUGUUAGGUUAUGUUAUGUUAGGUUAUGUUAUGUUAGGUUAUGUUAUGUUAGGCUAUGUUAGUGUAUGUUAUGUUAUGUUAUGUUAGGUUAUGUUAUGUUAGGUUAUGUUAGUGUAUGUUAUGUUAUGUUAGGUUAAAUUAGGUUAUGUUAUGUUAGGUUAUGUUAUGUUAGGCUAUGUUAGUGUAUGUUAUGUUAUGUUAGGUUAUAUUAAGUUAUGUUAUGUUAUGUUAUGUUAUGUUAUGUUAUGUUAGGCUAUGUUAGUGUAUGUUAGGUUAUGGUAGGCUAUGUUAUCUCUAUGUGUCGCCAUAUGCUGUGGUAUCAUGUACCUAGUCUGUCUCCAUGUGCUGUCUAUCUGUCUGUCUGUCCUUAAGGCAUGAUCUCCAGCGUCUUUGGUGCGUUCAGGGCUUCACUGGUCCCAUCAUUUAACACCUCUCCUCUCCUCUUCUGCUCCUCUAUGUCAUGUGACCAUGUCCAACCAAUGGGAAUGUCUGGCCUGCUUCCAAACCUUGUGUUUUUUUGUUGACUUUGAACUAGUCUAUCUAGUCUGUCUGUCCAGCUGUCCUUCAUGGCAUUCCGUCACGUGUCGCCCCAUGCUAACUCAUACUACCACGGAGCUCUGCUCUGAGCGUAUGUAUCUCUACAUCGCUUCCCUCUGUCCCAGCAUGCAAUGCUUCCUAAGAUAAUAACCACCAAAACAUCAGCUUCAGAGGGAAUCUCGGUCUUCCUCAAUUUAAUGCAGCAGGCUCAUCUCCUCUCCUUCCCACCCUGCCUAAUCCUCCUGUAUGUUACAUCUUACCCGACCUAUCAAUCUAGCUCUCUCUCUCUGCCAAAAGUAAUGUUACAACAUUUACAUGGUGCUUUUCCUUCGUUUUAGACCAAUCACAGAGAAAAAGACUCCCCCAACCCGGAAACAUUCCAUAUGCUCAGAGUUCCAAAGGUUUUUAACUGCUUUCAUUAUUCUACUUGGUGUCAAUAUCAAUGUCCAAUGGGUUUACAAUGUAGGCUCUGUUCAACCAAUAUAAGCAUGUCCGACAGUGGUAGGAAACCAUUUGGUAUUUUAAAAGAUGAUAUCAUCCACCCUAUGAAAUUGAGGAAUCAGUCCCUGAACUCUUAUGAACAUGUUUUCCCAUCAGAGCAUUACAAGAUCACCCAUUAUAGAGCUGUUUAUGUGAUAAAUGAUUAUAUGAACAUAAAAGCAUGGAAUCAUCUCUAGAGAUGUCUGCCGAGGCCUCUUAGAGGAGCUCUGCCAAACCAAUAGCGAUUAAGCUGUCUAUCUCACUGGCCUAACCCUUUGGAAAGUGAUGUUGACCUACCUGUCAUGACUGAGGUUAGAUACACAGGAAGCACCUGUUUUUCAUCAUAUAUUUUAUCGUCAAUCCAUUAAAAAGCUCUUAUAGUGCGGUCCCUUCAGUGCCGCGAGGAGUAUUUGGAAGGAGGAAUAACGAUCGGAUCCGUCCGCGAUAGUACGUAGCUAUAGUAACGUAGCUAUAGUAACGUAGCUAUAUUAACGGAGCUAUAAACAGAGCUAUAAACGGAGCUAUAGUAACAGAGCUAUAGUAACGGAGCUAUCAUAACGGAGCUAUAGUAACGGAGCUAUAGUAACGGAGCUAUAGUAACGGAGCUAUAGUAACGGAGCUAUAGUAACGGAGCUAUAGUAACGGAGCUAUAGUAACGGAGCUAUAGUAACGGAGCUAUAGUAACGGAGCUAUAGUAACGGAGCUAUAGUAACGGAGCUAUAGUAACGGAGCUAUAGUAACGGAGCUAUGGUAACGGAGCUAUAGUAAUGGAGCUAUAGUAACGGAGCUAUAGUAACGGAGCUAUAGUAACGGAGCUAUAGUAACGGAGCUAUAGUAAUGGAGCUAUAGUAACGGAGCUAUUAGCACGAGAGCUAUAGUAACGGAGCUAUAGUAACAGAGCUAUAGUAACGGAGCUAUAGUAAUGGAGCUAUAGUAACGGAGCUAUAGUAACUGGAGCUAUAGUAACGGAGCUAUAGUAACGGGACACGCGAGCUAUAGUAACGGAGCUAUAGUAACGGAGUAUAGUAACGGAGCUAUAGUAACGAGAGCUAUAAUAACGGAGCUAUAGUAACGGAGCUAUAGUAACGGAGCUAUAGUCACGGAGCUAUAGUAACGGAGCUAUGUAACGGAGCUAUAGUAACGGAGCUAUAGUACGGAGCUAUAGUAACGGAGCUAUAGUCAACGGAGCUAUAGUAACGGAGCUAUGUAAUGGAGAUAUAGUAACGGAGCUAUAGUAACGGAGCUAUAUUAACGGAGCUAUAGUAACGGAGCUAUAGUAACGGAGCUAUAGUAACGGAGCUAUGAGUAACGGAGCUAUAGUAACGGAGCUAUAGUAACGGAGCUAUAGUAACGGAGCUAUAGUAACGGAGCUAUAGUAACGGAGCUAUAGUAACGGAGCUAUAGUAACGGAGCUAUAGUAACGGAGCUACAGUAACGGAGCUAUAUAACGGAGCUAUAGUAACGGAGCUAUAGUAACGGAGCUAUGGUAACAGAGCUUUGUUAAUGGAGCUAUAGUAACGGAGCUAUAGUAACGGAGCUAUAGUAACGGAGCUAUAGUAACGGAGCUAUGUAACAGAGUUGUAAUGGAGCUUAUGAGAACGGAGCUCUAUCACACUAUGUAACGGAGCUACUAGUAACGGAGCUUAGUAACGGAGCUAUAGCUGUAACGAGCUUGUUAUGGAGCUAAGUAACGAGCUAUAGUAACGGAGCAUAUAGUAACAGCUAUAUAACGGAGACUAUUGUUAAUGGAGCAUAGUAACGGAGGCUAUAGUAACGGAGCCUAUAGUAACGAGCAUAGAACGAGCUAUGGUACAGAGUUUGUUAAUGGGAGACUAUAGUAACGGCCACCUGCAAGUUCCAUGAUGCUUUAUCCCGCCCAGAGCCAAACCCUGAGCCCCCUCUCUCCCACAACUAUGUCACCAGCUUCUCUCCCCAACGCUCUGACCAUCUCAGACUAGGCUAGCUGAUCAGACCUCCGCUACACCUUUUUACUCCCAGCAGGACACACUUCCUCCAAAAACCACAUAAUUAAAAUCAUCAUUCAUAAAUUGGAGACAUAAUUCGCAUAAAUCAGAAAACAGAUGGUCUAAAAUCCAAAACAACAUAAACCUCCCAGCUCUGCAGUAAUUUGUCAAGGGGGAAAGACAGAAAACCUAGUCUGAAAGAGAGUCCAGUCCAGCCACCUGCCUCCCUCCCCCUACCAUGUCCCUACUGAACCCUCCCCUUCCUCCCCCUCUCCCUCCUUCCCCACUACCAUGUCCCUACUGAACCCUCCCCUCCCUACCCCCCCCUCCCCCCCUCCAUGUCCUCUCUCCCUCCCCUUACCAUGUCCCUCCUCACCCCUAAUGUCCUCCCUCCGUCUAACAUGUACCUCCUCAGGCCUCCCCUUCCAAACCUCUCCAUAAAUAAUCCAGUAUUAUUUAUUGACAUGUGGAUGUCAUUGUUUGGUUUCCUAAACACUUCAUCUGGAUAAGAGAGUCUGCUAAAUGACGUAAAUGUAAAUGUCAGAUAGUUUUCUAGUGAGACAUGUCAAUCUCUUACUAUUUACAAUAUAAUCUCUAUUCUUGUGUAUGCUUAGAAAACAGCUGUAAACUAUUUAAUAAACUCUGUCCACUACAGGGAAUGUUCAUGUACAUUACAAACCGUCAUGAGUUUGGAAGGCUAAUGUUACUUUCUCUGUCCACUACAGGGAAUGUUCAUGUACAUUACAAACCGUCAUGAGUUUGGAAGGCUAAUUUCCACAGCUAACUUUAACACAUCACAUUACAACAGUGAUCUGUGGCAAAUAUUUGAGAAUCCGAUGGUAAGUCCUCAUAUCCUCCCUCCCUACCUGUGUUAGUUUGUUAGAUAUGUUUUAUAGUAACCAUGGAUACGAUAGCCGAUUGUCUGCAUCAUUUGUAGUAAUGAAAAAUAUGAUGUGCAUAUGUAGUGAACUCUGAUUGGCUGAUAAUGACCUGUGAUUUACUGACUGAGUUCUGGGUUGUGUCUGGGAUUGUCUAGUGAGAGCAGAGUGUGAGAGGAUAAGCUGUGAGAGGUAUGCAGGUCAGUGAACAGACUAACGACCACUAAUCCAUUUCUCUCUCUCUCUCUCUCUCUCUCUCUCUCUCUCUCUCUCUCUCUCUCUCUCUCUCUCUCUCUCUCUCUCUAUGUCUCUGUCUCUGUCUCUGUCUCUGUCUCUGUCUCUCUCUCUCUCUCUCUCUCUCGCUCUCUCUCUCUCUCACUCUCUCUCUCUCUCGCUCUCCCCUACCUACCAACCUACCAGGACUGGAAGGAGAAGUAUAUCCACCCCAACUACACACGCAUCUUCACAGAGAACUACCUAGAAGAGGUGUGUAUAUAGGUUACAUAGAGAUACAUCACUAUGGCAUUGUCGUUUAACAGUGCUUCAUUUGUUUAAAUGCUGAUAGCUGACACAGUAUCAUACUCUUAACACAGAUAUCAUCUCCUGAUUGCAUGACUUCAUGUCCAAGUUGAUGAUAGUGAAGAUGAACUUCAUGUGAUUCCCUCCCAGUUACUCAGUAUGUCUUCUCUCCUGGCGUCUGUCUGUCUGUCUAGCUGAGUCCGUGUUCUGCUCCUGGACAGACAGUUAAAAUACCAAAUACCCCCUUACAAUACAUGACCUCCUUAAAGCUUAACAAAAUAUGAUUUUUCUCAAUGCUGAUAGAGGUAUUAUACAUCAACGUACAUGAAGUCAUGCUCCAGUUCAUUCCAGUGUUAUGAGUGUGUGAGGUCCUCAGUGACUCAGUACGUGUCUCUAGCCGUCGAUCAUAUCAGUGCUGAUAGAGUUCUUGACUUCAGGUUCGUGAGUGAUGUGUCUCCUGGUGUCUCAUCUCUCUAAAACUCUUCAGUUCUAACUGUCUGUGUCGGUCUCCUCUAGCCGUGUCCAGAUGUGUUCUGGUUCCCGGUCUUCACGGAGCGGGCCUGUGAUGAGCUGGUGGAGGAGAUGGAAAACUACGGGUCAUGGUCAGGAGGCAACCAUGAGGUCAGAGGUCAAAACAUAGCACAUAGUACAUACUGUAACGUUAUUAAUAACAUAAACCCAGUCUCUCUCUCUCUCUCUCUCUCGCUCUCUCACACAGAAAACAUAUUGCUAUCAGGUUAUAAAUCACAGCUGGCCUGGUACAUUGUUUGCUGCCUCCAUUCGGGAUGCUCUGUUUCAGUUUCAAUGACCCAAUAUUCUGGACAAAAACGGACGAAUGUAACUAAGGCUGGGAAUGUCAAUUCAAUCAAACUAGCAAGGGCAAUGAUCACAAGUCAGUCAUAACGUAGCUAAUAGGCUAGCUAAUCUAUUUAUGUAGCAAGCUAAAAACACGGAUCCUAACUUUAGCUAGAUAGCUAGCUAGCCGCAAGGAGGAUGUCAUGUCAUGCCAUUGGAGGAUUGGGUGAGUUAGUUACUUUUCCCCCUCAUAUCGUUUUUUCGGUGGCUAUACACAGCUAGAGAUGCAGGUGCCAUUUGGUUAGCUAGCAAGAACUUGAACGACUGUUAUCCAGUUAGCAUAUCUCUCGUGUUCGUAAAUUCACUCUGGCUAUCUACUCCGAUUUCAGAGCACACUCGUCUGAAUGUGCCAGAGGGCAGAGCAACUGAUGAAUUUACAAACGCACAACACCCGCUGAAUAUUAUAGGUGUCAGUAAACGUCGGCAAAAAAAAGUAAUAGUUAGUCAAGAACGCUCUAGAUAACAUGUAUAAACAGCCUAACCGGCUCUGCUAGGGAGAGUAAAAUGGUCAGAGUGUUUCUCUCAUUUGUGUCUGGAAGUCGCUAGCCAACGUUAGCCAGUUAGCUGGAAGAAGCUAGCCAACGUUAGCCAGUUAGCUGGAAGAAGCUAGCCAACGUUAGCCAGUUAGCUGGAAGUAGCUAGCCAACGUUAGCCAGUUAACUGGAAGUAGCUAGCCAAUAUUAGCCAGUUAGCUUGGGUGCUUGGUUGGGACCAGCGUUCAGUGGCAGCCAAGCCGCAGAAGGAGGAGGAGGCUAUUUUGACUAGCUGAGUUUGAGAGGGUUUAUCUAAUGUUCCUUUGUUUGAUUUUAGCUCAUCUUGCUAGCAUUAGUUGUUGUUGAUGUUCAUAACUGAGGGAGAGAGUACCUUUUCAUGGUUGUUUGAUCAAUAGGACUGUAAAGUUCCCAAAUGUAAGAGGACUCCCGUGGUAUUGACAUAUUUGCAGAAAUCCAUUCAGGUGUAUUUUGUGGCUUUUGGCGAAUGAGUUCUAAAUGAUCUAAAGUCGUGCUGUUGCUACUGCCUGUAAACACACAGUCCAGUUCAAAGUGAAUGAUGGCAGGCCCGUGUGGCAAAUGGCUUGUUUGUAUAAAGGCCUACUGUAGCUCUGAUUGGCUAUAGUGCACCAGUCUGUGUAGAUUCCGGUCCUGGACAAGACAGAUGUUUUUAUUCUGUUUUAUUUACUGCAGUGUCUAUUAUUUGUCCAAACGCACCGCCCCUUUCCCACUCUAUACUAUAGAAUUUUCACAAAUGCCUUACUAUACGUCAUUCCCAAACAUUCUAUGAAUUUAUGAAAAUGUGAAAAUGACCAUAUCUAAGUUGUCUCUUGUCAGAAAAUGUUUUAAAAAGUGUCAUAUUCUUCCUGGGGGGGGGGGGUAUGAUAAAAGAUUUUAGCAAGAUUUCAUGUUGCUAAAAUACUGUCAGUUCCACUUUAAAUGCAACAAUGUUUCACACGCGUAAGUUAUUUUCAAAGAGAUGGCUAACAACAGCAAGCGGGCUGCAAUAGAAAACACAGUUCCACUCACCAGAUGAUGAUCUUUUUAAACUUAAAUUCUUGUUGAAUGUUAUUCUUGAAAAGGGAGAAGCUAACAAAUUAGCAACAACAUCCUCUUUGAUAACACCUACUGCAGAUGCUGCAAACUAGCUGACAACAAAAGCUAGACUAGACCGUGGGAAAUGUCCUCUGGUCUGAUGAAACAAAAAUAGAACUGUUUGGUUAUAAUGACCAUUGUUAUGUUUGGAGGAAAAAGGGGGGCGCUUGCAAGCCGAAGAACACCAUCCCAACCGUGAAGCACGGGGGUGGCAGCAUCAUGCUGUGGGGGUGCUUUUUUGCAGGAGGGACUGGUGCAUUUCACAAAAUAGAUGGCAUCAUGAGGAAGGAAAAUUAUGUGAAUAUAUUGACGCAACAUCUAAAGACAUCAGUCAGGAAGUUAAAGCUUGGUCGCAAAUGGAAGGCUACCCAAAACGUUUGACACAAGUUAAACGAUUUAAAGGCAAUGCUACCAAAUACUAAUUGAGUGUAUGUAAACUUCUGACCCACUGGGAAUGUGAUGAAAGAAAUAAAAGCUUAAAUAAAUCAUUCUGACAUUUCACAUUCUUAAAAUAAAUUGAUGAUCCUAACUGACCUAAAACAGGGAAUUUGUACUAGGAUUAAAUGUCAGGAAUUGUGAAAAACUGAGUUUAAAUGUAUUUGACUUCAAAACACUUGAGAAUGAAAGGAUUCCUGUAUUCAUUAUUGUGGGUGGUUUUGUGUAGUGCUAGAUUAGUAAGUAACUGUUGUUCAUAAUACCAGUAUGUGGCUAGGUUCUGAGAUCCCUGGUACAUUCUGAGCCUGUGAGUCAUCCGGUUGGUCUUUGUGGCUAGGUUCUGAGCCUGUGAGUCAUCCGGUUGGUCUUUGUGGCUAGGUUCUGAGCCUGUGAGUCAUCCGGUUGGUCUUUGUGGCUAGGUUCUGAGCCUGUGAGUCAUCCGGUUGGUCUUUGUGGCUAGGUUCUGAGCCUGUGAGUCAUCCGGUUGGUCUUUGUGGCUAGGUUCUGAGCCUGUGAGUCAUCCGGUUGGUCUUUGUGGCUAGGUUCUGAGCCUGUGAGUCAUCCGGUUGGUCUUUGUGGCUAGGUUCUGAGCCUGUGAGUCAUCCGGUUGGUCUUUGUGGCUAGGUUCUGAGCCUGCGAGUCAUCCGGUUGGUCUUUGUGGCUAGGUUCUGAGCCUGUGAGUCAUCAGGUUGGUCUCUGCUGAGUCAAGUCAUUCAUCUUUCAAAGAGACUGGUUUAAACCCACACACCACUCAUUCCUCAUCAUCCCUAACCAUCACCCUGGAGACAGCAGUCACACAGCACAGAAACAGAGGAGGAGGAAGUGCUGGGCUAAUAUGUCCCAUCACUGUUCUCUUGUUUUCUGGUCUCUCUUCCUAUCAGGACAAGCGGAUCACCGGCGGAUAUGAGACCGUGCCGACUGAUGACAUCCACAUGAAGCAGAUCGGUUACGAUAAGGAGUGGCUACACUUCAUCAGAGAGUUCAUAUCCCCCGUCACUCUCAAAGUCUUCUCCGGAUACUACACCAAGGUAUGCAAUGAUCCAACUACUGUUACAUCAGCUAUUCUAUUAAAUCAACUAUCCUAUUACAUCUCUAUUCUCCAUAGUGCGUGACAGAGCUGUUCAGUACAUGUAUUCACAAGUAUCCAACAUUCCAUUAAGAAAUCCCAUCCAGAUCCUACAACGCUUCAAUGAUUAUAGGUUGAGCAGCAAAUACUGUGUAAGUGAUGGUGAAAGACAUGAUGUAUUGUCAUUUUGGUCUUAACUUCACAUAGGGUAGGUCUAAGAGAUGGAGAAUGACGUGAUGUAAAUGUGUGAUUUGGUCUGUUCUCACAGGGCUAUGCAGUGAUGAACUUUGUAGUGAAGUACACCCCUGGCAGACAGGCCUACCUGAGACCCCAUCAUGACUCCUCCACAUUCACCAUCAACGUUGCUCUCAACAGCAAAGGAACUGACUUCCAGGUAAGACAUUUUACUGUAUCUCAAAUACAAAAGUCCACUCAUCUCAUGUCACUGUACUUUAGCCCACAGUAGAGCACACAAUGAAAAUAUACAGUUACGCACAGAUAUUCACUGGGUGCUGGGUUCUCUCUCUCUCUCUCUCUCUCUCUCUCCCCAGGGUGGAGGCUGUCGGUUCCACAGGUAUAACUGCUCACUAGAUUCUCCCAGGAAGGGGUGGAGCUUCAUGCACCCAGGACGUCUGACGCACCUCCAUGAAGGCCUGCCCACCACCAACGGAACACGGUACAUCGCUGUCUCCUUCAUCGACCCUUGAACCUUACCCUCUACACUAGCAUAGGAUUUUAUCAGGUUUUAUUUGUCUUCGUUGUUGUUAAUUUGAUCCGUUUUGUUUGGUCUGAAUAUGAUGCAGUGCCUUACUGAUGUUGUGCUCAUGACAUUUUACUGAUGCAAUUUACUGUCCCAAAAUAAAGCCUUUUUUUUUUUUUUUUUUUUUUAAUUUUUUACAAGGGUAAGGUUGUGCCAGAGUCAGACGAUCCCCUUCAUUUG
Molecule: messenger RNA, 41851 nt
Organism: Coregonus sp. 'balchen'
Lineage: Eukaryota; Metazoa; Chordata; Actinopteri; Salmoniformes; Salmonidae
Source: the annotation of a GenBank genome assembly